Molecule: messenger RNA, 1867 nt
Organism: Toxorhynchites rutilus septentrionalis
Lineage: Eukaryota; Metazoa; Arthropoda; Insecta; Diptera; Culicidae
Product: oocyte zinc finger protein XlCOF6.1-like
Exons: 11
Coding region: 143-1417 (424 amino acids)
Biological process (GO): regulation of transcription by RNA polymerase II; central nervous system development
Cellular component (GO): nucleus
Molecular function (GO): DNA-binding transcription factor activity, RNA polymerase II-specific; RNA polymerase II cis-regulatory region sequence-specific DNA binding
Source: RefSeq, a predicted model, not a curated record
UGCAAGAGAUUCAAAUUGUACAAAAACAGAUAGUUGUUUUGCUCCUAGGAUAUAAACAACAUUUUAGCGAUUCAGUGUUAUUGUUGGGCAGUUUUAAUCUUUGAUUUUAUUCGAUUGAAUAAUAUUCUGUGGAUUGAGUGAGAUGGCGAAUGUUAGCAACAAUUUUAACCAAUGCAGCUUUUGCUCUAAUGUGUGUAAUGAGGAAAAUCAACAGGGCCUGGUCCCUUCUCUCCAUCAAGAGCAGAAGUUGAAGAUUAUCCUGCACAAAUUGAGCAGUUCCACUACCCAAUGGGGCUGUUAUCCUACGUGCGACAAAUGCCGACAAGAGUUCAUAACCAACCACAAUAUUCCCGAGAGUUGCUUUCAAAUUUUACCCAGUGUCGAACCAAAUGUCAUCAAAAUGGAACCAGAGUUAAUGAUUGAUGAUCACGAAUUGUCGAAUAGCAAUAGCAUUUUUGAUACAGACCCAAGUGAACAAGAAGCCGAAAUGCCAAUCACUGGGAGAAACGGAGAAGUAUUCUUCAUAAGCGAAAUAGACGAAGAAGGCAACAAUAUAUCACAGAUUCCAGUUGCUAGAACGCAUACACAAGGAAAAAAAACAAAAACGUUAGAAUGUGAAAAAUGUGAAAAAAAAUUUCACUCAAAACACGGUCUCACAUUGCACCUUCGAACACAUACGGGUCAACGUCGUUAUUCUUGUCCGCAUUGUCCAAAAGCGUUCAAGAAUUCUUAUUAUCUUCAAAAUCACAUUCGAGUUCACACAGGUGAACGUCCUUUUCCUUGUCUGCAGUGUCCGAAAGCGUUCAAAAAUUCUUCUGCGCUUAAAAAUCACAAUCGACUUCAUACAGGUGAACGACCUUAUUCUUGUUCAAAUUGUCCGAAAACGUUUAGAACUCGUACAGCGCUCCAACGUCAUAUUCGAAUUCAUACAGAUGAACGUCCCUAUUCUUGUCCACAUUGUCCGAAAGCGUUUAGAAAUUUUGGAGAGCACCAAAGGCACGUUCGAACUCAUACAGACGAACGUCCCUAUUCUUGUCCACAGUGCCCGAAGGCGUUUGCUCAACCUUCAACGCUCAAACAACACAUUCGAGUUCAUACAGGUGAACGUCCCUUUUCUUGUCCACACUGCCCGAAGACGUUUAUGCAUUCUUCAACAUUCAAACACCACCUUCUAGUUCAUACGGAUGAACGCCCCCAUUCUUGCCCGCAUUGUCCGAAAGCUUUCAAGGAUGGUACAACUCUUAAAUGGCACAUUCGAACUCAUACGGGUGAACGUCCCUUUCCAUGUCCGCAUUGUCACAAAGCAUUCACGAUAUCUACAGUCCUUACAAAACAUCUGAAGGCACAUUGUACUGGUACAAGCGACUCGAGGCAGGAAUCACUGGUGACCGUAAAGGAAGAGAUGACUGAAUGCUGAUAAAUCCCUCUAUCGAUGAAUGCGAUUGUAAAAUAAAGUGCAUAGGAAAAACGUUUUUAAAAAAUUAUCAAAAAAUGGUAACUAAUCGAUAGUAAAGAAACCAGGAACCACGUGGAGUCGUUAUCAGAAAUCGUGAUGUUAGACGGCCUACUGAAUGGACUGAGGAUUGAGCACGAUUUAUUCCUCCUAUACUCGCGUAUUGGUCUGUGAGACCGAAAAAUCAAUAAUUCGUUCAUUUCUCAGAAAACAUCAACACUACGACUUUGCGAUUCUCUCUAGCUUCGUCAUUGUUUAGCGUAUCGCAUGUGUUGGUACGAAUGGAACGAACUUUUUUAACACUGAGUAACUUUUUUGAACUUUUUUUUCCUUUUUUAGAAUAUUGUUCAAUGCAAUGUAUAAAUUAUGUUAGUGGGGUGGAAUAUUUAUUGAAUAUAAUGCAUAACAUCAUUA